Molecule: messenger RNA, 1876 nt
Organism: Amphiprion ocellaris (clown anemonefish)
Lineage: Eukaryota; Metazoa; Chordata; Actinopteri; Pomacentridae
Gene: naa80
Product: N-alpha-acetyltransferase 80, NatH catalytic subunit
Exons: 2
Coding region: 52-807 (251 amino acids)
Biological process (GO): protein acetylation
Cellular component (GO): cytoplasm
Molecular function (GO): N-acetyltransferase activity; acetyl-CoA binding
Source: RefSeq, a predicted model, not a curated record
CGCAGCGCUGUUCCGCUUCCGGCUGCCAGGAGGACGAACAGCGCCUCUGAAAUGUCUGAAGACCAAACAUCUCCAAACUCCAGACUGGACUCUGAUUGUGAGAUCUCAACACUGAAGCUGGAUGUAGAACCCUCAGAGAAGGUCCAUGUGGUUCCCCUCCACCGACGUCCGGACCUCCUGGUUCCUUGUGCAGAUCUGGUGAACUCAGAGUGGCAGAGGAGCCAGGCAGCCCGGGUCCACGCCCUCCAGAAGUCCUGCUCAGACUUCCCGGUCUGCCUGGUCCUCCUGCGGGGCCCCCGGGGGUCCGAGAGGCUGCUGGGUCACGCCCGUCUGUCCCGGGUGGUGGGUCAGGGAGGCAGCCUGUUCCUGGAGUCAGUGGUGGUCUCUAGGCCGGAGCGAGGAAAGGGUUUGGGCCGGACGCUGAUGGAGGAGACAGAGCGUUACGCUAAGAACCGAGGCUUCAGACGCCUCGUCCUCACCACCCACGACAAGCAGCACUUCUACGCCCACCUGGGAUACGUCCUGUCCACGCCGGUGCAGAACGCCGGCGCCAUGACAACCUUCGUUCCCAUGGAGAUGCUGCUGAGGUUCUCCAGGACGUCCAACGAAGAAACGCAAAGAAGGACGGAGGAUCGACAAGCUCAGGGAGGAGGUGGUGUUCUAGGAUCAUCUCCUCCUCCUCCUCCCCCCUCCAUCCCUCCUCCUCCUCCUCCUCAGUCUGUGGAGCCAAUACUUCAGACUCUGACUGAAACUCCCUACAGAGAUGCUAAAGGAACUUCCAUCUACUGGAUGCACAAAGACAUCUGAUGAACACACACACAUUAAUGUGCACACACACACACACACACACACACACACACACACACACACACACACACACACACACACACAUAUAAAACACACACAUGUUGUUGUCAGACACAGAUAAAGAACACCGAAGGAAACUCUGCUGUCAAACCAAAGGACUCAUGGAUGAAGUUGUUCCACAUUCAGACUCGGUCCUCUUCAGUCACGUCUUCAUCCGUUCAUCAGACUUCAGGUUUUCUGCAUCUUUUAUCUCCACGUCUGUGAGAACCUGACAUCUGAAGUCACUUUAAGCUAAAUUCUGGUACCGGCACAGAUCAUGAGUCUGACCAGGAAGGAAAGUGUGAAGGAUGAGGAACACUAAAAGCCAGAAAAUGGUCAUAAACCAGCAUUCUUUAACCCUCUGAACCCCAACAUCUGCCAGCAGGUUUAAAAGGUGUGUUAUCUAUUUAGAAAUCUGCUAAAUGAAAUCAUUUAUCAAUGCAGAGAAACUAAAAACAGAAACAAUCUUUGGAUUUUUACCUUCAGAUGGUCGUUAAACUCCUCUGAAAGCUCCAGGUCUCCACAGAGGAAAGACUUUAGACGUUCUCAAAUUAAACUCAGGAAAUAUUUGGAUUUUCACAGUCAGAGGAUUUUCCAUUUCCAGAGAAGAAGCAUUUAUAUCUGGAGAACCAAACUGUUUCAAAUCCACUCCAUCCAGAACUAUUGAGAGCAUUUAAUGUGUGAUGGGAUGUCUGGAGGUGGAAUGGAUGGUUUGAUUUAUCUGGUUUAUGGUGACGUUUUUUAGAAAAGGUCUGCUUUCUGCAGAAACAAAUACAAUCACUGCUUUAGUCAGAGUCCAGAUAACAGGUUUCUAAGCUGAUAAAUGGAUUUUAUGUUUACUUGAAGACGCCACUAAUAAUUUAUAAAUAAUAGUGUCAGAAAUCAAACCUCAAUCUUUUAUCUGCUGCUGUUGUUAAAUUAUGGGAUGUUGUGAUGUUCACCAGGAGUUCUGAAUGUGCUGUUUAUUGAACCUUUUAAAGGUUUGUUACAUUUCUGAAAAAUAAUGGAAAUAAAGAGAGUUUAUUAAAUA